Rangifer tarandus platyrhynchus (Svalbard reindeer) is the source of this 4695-nucleotide messenger RNA. The record is from the annotation of a GenBank genome assembly. NCBI's taxonomy places the organism in Eukaryota, Metazoa, Chordata, Mammalia, Artiodactyla, Cervidae.
AUGGCCGAGCGCGGGUGCCCGUUGGAGGCGGUGCCACUGCCCGCUGAGGUGCGGGAGAGCCUGGCCGAGCUGGAGCUGGAGCUGUCGGAAGGUGACAUCACUCAAAAAGGAUAUGAAAAGAAAAGGGCAAAGCUGCUUGCACGCUGCGUACCCCUCAUUCAAGGAGUAGACCCCUCCCUGCAAGUGGAGAAUCGCAUCCUCGGGCCCGCACAAGCCUCGGCCCCCGUGCCCAAGCAGCCCAAGCCACGGCCCAGCAACGCCCGGGAUGAGCGCUUCCGGUCAGAUGUUCACACCGAGGCCGUGCAGGCAGCUUUGGCCAAAUACAAAGAGAGGAAGAUGCCCAUGCCAUCCAAGAGGCGCUCUGUCCUCACGCACGCAUCUGUGGAGGCCUACACACCCCCAGACACGUCAUCUGCCUCAGAAGAUGAGGGCUCUUUACAGCGCCCCGGGCGACUGGCCUCCGCUCCGCUGCAGAGCCGCCCCAGCGUCGAGCCCUGGCCCGAGCCGGCCAUUCAGGGCUCGUCCACCUCCUCCUCCGCGUCCUCCACCUCAUCUCACCCGGGAGGGCAGCCUGCCGCCACGCCCAGUGCUGCCGCUGCACUUGCCAGCCCCGCGGCCCUCACCCACGUAGAUCUGCACUCUGCCCCUCCUGAUGUCACCACGGGCCUCGUGCAGCAUCAGCACGCAUACUGCGAGCGUCCGCAGAUGACCUCCGUGAGAGGAGUCCCUCGGGGCUGUCGCGGGAGUGUCCUAGAGACGGCAGGUGGUGUCCCCGUGAGCAGCAGGGUGUCCUCCAAGAUCCAGCAGCUCCUGAACACCCUGAAGAGGCCAAAGCGCCCUCCCCUGAAAGAGUUCUUCGUGGAUGACCUCGAGGAGCUGUUGGAGGUGCAGCAGCCGGAUCCGAACCAGCCGAAGCCCGAGGGCAGCCAAAUGGCGGUGCUGCGAGGGGAGCCGCUGGCCGAGGGCUCCUGGCCACCCUCGCUGCUGGCCGCCUUGCAGCAGUGGGGUACCACACAGCCCAAAGCUCCGUGCCUGACUGCCCUGGACACCGCCGGGAAGGCCGUCUACACCCUCACCUAUGGCAAACUUUGGAGUCGAAGUUUAAAACUAGCUUAUACGCUACUUAAUAAACUGACUAAUAAGAACGAACCACUGCUUAAACCUGGAGACAGAGUGGCGCUGGUGUUCCCGAACAGUGACCCAGUGAUGUUCAUGGUUGCGUUCUACGGGUGUCUCCUGGCCGAGCUGGUUCCUGUCCCCAUCGAAGUGCCACUCACGAGAAAGGAUGCUGGCAGCCAGCAGGUCGGGUUUCUGCUGGGCAGCUGUGGCAUCUCCCUGGCUCUGACCACAGACGCUUGUCAGAAAGGCCUGCCCAAGGCUCAGACCGGAGAGGUGGUGACCUUCAAAGGCUGGCCGCCCCUCACCUGGCUGGUGAUCGAUGGGAAGCACCUGACCAAGCCCCCCAAGGACUGGCACCCGGCAUUGCAGGAUGCGGGGCCCCGGACCGCCUACAUCGAGUACAAAACCAGCAAGGAGGGAAGUACGGUGGGAGUGGCGGUGUCGCAUGCGUCCCUGCUGGCGCAGUGCCAGUCUCUGACCCAGGCGUGCGGCUACUCGGAAGCUGAAACAUUAACAAAUGUGCUGGAUUUCAAAAGGGAUGCCGGCCUGUGGCAUGGAGUGUUAACAAGCAUCCUGAACAGGAUACAUGUGGUCAGCAUCCCGUAUGCGCUGAUGAAGGCGAACCCACUCUCCUGGAUUCAGAAAGUGUGUGUGUAUAAAGCCCAAGCUGCACUGGUAAAGUCCCGCGACAUGCAUUGGUCUCUCUUGGCUCAGCGAGGUCAGAGGGACGUCAGCCUCAGCUCCCUGCGCCUGCUGAUCGUGGCUGAUGGUGCAAACCCCUGGUCCAUAUCCUCCUGUGAUGCAUUCCUCAACGUCUUCCAGGCCAGAGGGCUGAGGCCAGAGGUCAUCUGUCCCUGUGCCAGCUCACCGGAGGCGCUCACCGUGGCCAUCCGCAGGCCGCCUGAUAUGGGGGGCCCUCCUCCAAGAAGAGCUGUGCUGUCCAUGAGUGGCCUCAGUCAUGGGGUGAUCAGAGUGGACGCUGAGGAGAAGCUGUCGGUCCUCACAGUUCAGGAUGUCGGCCAGGUGAUGCCUGGAGCUAACGUGUGUGUUGUGAAGAUGGAGGGUACCCCUCAUCUCUGCAAAACUGAUGAAGUUGGAGAGAUCUGUGUGGACUCCAGUGCGACGGCGACAGCAUACUAUGGGCUGCUUGGGAUCACCAAAAACGUCUUUGAGACUGUCCCUGUCACUGCUGGGGGCGCACCUGUCUCGGACCGACCUUUCACCAGGACGGGGCUUCUGGGCUUCAUCGGGCCUGAUGACCUGGUCUUCGUCGUGGGCAAGCUGGAUGGGCUGAUGGUGGUGGGAUUUCGCAGACACAAUGCGGAUGACGUGGUGGCCACUGCGCUGGCCGUGGAGCCCAUGAAGUUUGUCUACAGAGGCAGGAUCGCUGUGUUCUCCGUGACAGUGCUCCAUGACGACCGGAUCGUGCUGGUGGCGGAGCAGCGGCCUGACGCAUCCGAGGAGGACAGCUUCCAGUGGAUGAGCCGCGUGCUGCAGGCCAUCGACAGCAUCCACCAGGUGGGCGUGUACUGUCUGGCCCUGGUUCCUGCCAACACCUUGCCCAAGGCUCCUCUUGGUGGGAUUCACGUUUCUGAAACCAAGCAGCGCUUCCUGGAGGGAAUGCUGCACCCAUGUAAUGUGUUGAUGUGCCCUCACACAUGUGUUACCAACCUUCCCAAGCCUCGGCAGAAGCAGCCAGAGGUUGGACCUGCCUCCAUGAUCGUUGGGAACCUGGUCGCCGGGAAGAGAAUCGCUCAGGCCUCAGGGAGGGAGCUGUCUCACCUGGAGGACAGUGACCAGGCAAGGAAGUUCCUGUUCCUGCCCGAUGUGCUGCAGUGGCGGGCCCACACCACCCCCGAACACCCGCUGUUCCUGCUGCUCAAUGCCAAGGGCACAGUCACCAGCACGGCAACCUGCAUCCAGCUCCACAAAAAGGCCGAGCGAGUGGCCGCUGCUCUGACGGAGAAGGCGAGGCUCAGCGCCGGGGCCCAUGUGGCCCUGGUCUACCCUCCAGGGGUGGACCUCAUUGCUGCCUUCUACGGCUGCCUGUACUGCGGCUGCGUGCCCGUCACCGUGCGGCCCCCACACCCCCAGAAUCUCGCCACUACACUUCCUACUGUCAAAAUGAUUGUGGAGGUCAGCAAGUCUGCGUGCGUGCUCACCACGCAGGCCAUCAUGCGGCUGCUCAGGUCCAAAGAAGCAGCGGCCACCGUGGACGCCAGGACCUGGCCGACCAUUCUGGACACAGAUGACAUACCCAAGAAGAAGGUGGCCAGCAUCUUCAGGCCCCCGUCCCCGGAUGUGCUCGCGUACUUGGACUUCAGCGUGUCGACGACAGGGAUCCUGGCGGGUGUGAAGAUGUCGCAUGCGGCCACCAGUGCCCUGUGCCGCUCCAUCAAGCUGCAGUGUGAGCUGUACCCGUCCAGGCAGAUUGCCAUCUGCCUCGACCCCUACUGUGGCCUCGGCUUCGCCCUGUGGUGUCUCUGCAGCGUCUACUCGGGACACCAGUCGGUACUGGUGCCCCCGCCGGAGCUGGAGACCAACGUGUCCCUGUGGCUGUGGGCCGUCAGCCAGUACAAGGCGCGCGUCACCUUCUGCUCCUACUCCGUGAUGGAGAUGUGCGCCCGGGGCCUGGGCGCGCAGACGGCGGCGCUCAGAAUGAAGGGCGUGAACCUGUCGUGUGUGCGCACCUGCAUGGUGGUGGCUGAGGAGCGGCCCAGAAUCGCGCUCACACAGUCCUUCUCCAAGCUGUUCAGAGACCUGGGGCUGCCCGCGCGCGCUGUGAGCACCACAUUCGGCUGCAGGGUCAACGUGGCCAUCUGCCUCCAGGGCACAGCCGGCCCAGACCCCACAACUGUCUAUGUGGACAUGCGGGCGCUGCGCCAUGACAGGGUACGUCUGGUGGAACGGGGUUCUCCGCACAGUCUGCCAUUGACUGAGUCCGGAAAGAUUCUCCCGGGAGUGAAGGUCAUCAUUGCCCACACGGAGACCAGAGGGCCCCUGGGAGACUCGCACCUGGGGGAGAUCUGGGUGAGUAGCCCCCACAAUGCCACCGGGUACUACACAGUCUACGGGGAAGAGGGGCUCCAUGCCGACCACUUCAGUGCCCGGCUGAGUUUCGGAGACACCCAGACCGUUUGGGCGAGGACUGGCUUCCUGGGCUUCCUUCGAAGGACAGAGCUCACCGACGCCAGUGGAGAGCGACAUGACGCGCUGUACGUGGUGGGGUCCCUGGACGAGACGCUGGAGUUGAGGGGCAUGCGCUACCACCCCAUUGACAUCGAGACGUCCGUGAUCCGUGCGCACAGGAGCAUCGCUGAAUGUGCCGUGUUCACGUGGACCAACCUGCUGGUGGUGGUAGUGGAGCUGGAUGGGCUGGAGCAGGACGCGCUGGACCUGGUGGCCCUGGUGACGAACGUGGUGCUGGAGGAGCACCACCUGGUGGUGGGCGUGGUGGUCAUCGUGGAUCCGGGUGUCAUCCCCAUCAACUCCCGUGGGGAGAAGCAGCGCAUGCACCUGCGUGAUGGCUUCCUAGCCGACCAACUGGACCCCAUCUACGUGGCCUACAACAUGUGA